Molecule: messenger RNA, 285 nt
Organism: Lactuca saligna
Lineage: Eukaryota; Viridiplantae; Streptophyta; Magnoliopsida; Asterales; Asteraceae
Source: the annotation of a GenBank genome assembly
AUGGUUGAUCACGAUUAUGAUGAGUUGGACCAGGAGCCAGAUGAAGAAAAGGUCGUAGAGGAGGGGUGUAGUGAACCUCACCAGUUGGAAGCCCCAUCAAAUUUACGCAUGUUUCAAGGGGUGGAUACAGAAUACUUACGUGCCCUCGAGGAGGUAGUGAUCACCCUGAAGCUUCAACUCAUCAUGGCCAAGGCAAGGGCCACACGAGCCGAGCGAAAAGUAGAGGUAAUCACCCAAGAGGCGGAUGAACUGGCUGAACUUCUGGUGCGUCACAUCGACGAUUGA